Messenger RNA from Ctenocephalides felis (cat flea), 3129 nucleotides. Its product is annotated as zinc finger protein castor homolog 1-like. The coding region runs from base 1 to 3129 and encodes 1042 amino acids. The transcript is spliced from 9 exons. Gene Ontology annotation, cellular component: nucleus. Gene Ontology annotation, biological process: regulation of neuron differentiation; positive regulation of transcription by RNA polymerase II. The record is from RefSeq and is a predicted model, not a curated record. NCBI's taxonomy places the organism in Eukaryota, Metazoa, Arthropoda, Insecta, Siphonaptera, Pulicidae. Gene Ontology annotation, molecular function: RNA polymerase II transcription regulatory region sequence-specific DNA binding; DNA-binding transcription factor activity, RNA polymerase II-specific.
AUGAGUAGUACAACUCGUUUGAUUGAGGAACAAUGUAUGAGUAAUGGAUUUUCGCCGCUGAUUUCGCUGUUUGCCCUUGGGGAUGCUACUGAAAAGAAUAGCAAAGCUGCUGACUAUUCAAGAUUUCUAAUGAAAUACUCCUCCUACACGGAAUGUGGAAUGGUCCAGUGCCGUGCAGAAGGUUCCAGGGACCAUUUCCACUGUCGGCACAGUGACGUCUGUGCUUCUUUGCCUUUAUCAAAAAAAGAGCAAAUCACCAGACAUCUCAAGUGGCACCAGAAACGUUCCGAUAGCCUCAGUCACGGAUUCCUCAGGUUUUCCUCAACCGACGACUGUUCUACGCAAUUUCCCGAGUGCACGCACAAUAGAAAGCAAACGCACUAUCAUUGUUUGCAGCAAAAUUGCGAUAAGGUGUAUAUCAGCACUUCGGAUGUGCAGAUGCACUCGAAUUAUCACAGGAAGGAUUCGGCGAUUAUCCAAGAAGGAUUUCAGAGGUUUCGUGCAACUGAAGAAUGCAAUGCUGAAUAUUGCAUAUUUUAUCGUCAGCGAACCACACAUUUCCAUUGCCGAAGGAGUAAUUGUCAAUAUACUUUUAAAAAUAAAGCAGACAUGGAAAAACAUAAGACUUACCACAUAAAAGACGAGCAGCUCAACAGGGACGGUUUCAAAAAAUUCCUAAAGACUGAAGAAUGCAAUUACAAAGAUUGCAAAUUUUCGCGUAACUGUAACCACAUCCAUUGCAUUCGCGAAAAUUGUAAUUACGUACUGCACUCCAGCGGACAAUUAUUUUCGCACAAAAGGAAACAUGAACGAAAAGAUCAAGAAUUGAGUUAUAGAAGGACACAUAUAUCAGACGUGGACAUCCCUGCAGAAUUGUUCUCUCCUGCCAUGAUGUAUGGGCAAAGACCAAAUCAGGGUUUGGGCAAAGUAGUGUUGUCUACUGGUACUGAAAUAUCGGUGAUGCCUACGGAUUUGAGUAUGAAUUCUAGGUCUGUAGAAAAUUCUGCAAAUCCUUUGCCGGAUAUUAGUAUACGCGCAUGUGCAGUUUCACCCAACCAAAGCAGCCCUGAAGAAAGCAUCGCUGCAAACAUCAUCAAAAAGACGGAAAAUGUAUCCAAUAAUGCUCCGAGUGAAACUUUCAACACAUUUCUGCAAAGAUACAUCACAGAUAGAUGUACCAGUAACGACAUGCCUUCACCACCAACCCAAAACCAAAAUCAAACCAACAAUUUAAUUGAUUGUUACUUCAGCAGACAAGUCAAACACGUUCAUUGUCUGGUUCCUGAAUGCCCUGCUCAGAGAUUUCAACAGAUCAUUCCCAAAACCUUCGAAGAUAUUAUCAAACACUUCAAAUACCAUUUUGAUAUCGAGGAUUCUGAGUUGGAAACGAGUGGCAAUGAAGUGAAUAAUUUUAGGAAUCACAAAAUUGAAGAACAAAGAACUAAUGUUGAAAUGGGGAAUUUGAACCAUGAUGGUGCUGAUCAGAAUUCUUGCAGCAUCGGAGAAUUUUUCAAUAGGAAACGGGGAAGGCCGCCGAAGAACCGAUUUUUUGAGGUGUAUAAUACGGCUCUGAAUUCUCCGCAAGGAUAUUUCACUUCGUUCAAAUUGGAGCAAAACAAUUCGAACGUCGUUCGUCCCGAACGCAAAUUUGAUCCGAAUGAGAAGCAACAAUCGCCGCCACAAAAUCUAACAGAAUGCAAUUUAAAUGAAGCGAAUAACGAAGAAGAUGAAGCAUAUCGCGUAUCAGAUCUUUGCAGAUCAUGUUGCAAAUUGAAGAAGAAAAUACAUUUUCAUUGCGAAAUAUGCAACCAAGCGUUUACCGACAAAGGGAAAUUGCAACUGCACGAGUUGCGCCAUAAAAACAUGACGGUGGAAACGACUCCUGAGAGGAAAAUCAGUCAUCCUUUACUAGAUUUGUUAAAACCGAAUGAAAUCAAGGAUGAGGUGUUGGAUAUGUCGCCUAAGCGAAUGUCGCCUUCGCAUCCGAUUUUGAGUGCUAAUUUGACUAAUAACACAGCCGAACCUGAAGAUCUUUCGAAGAAAGUCGAGUCGGCAACAGUGCCUUCAUCUUCGUCAGAACCUGACGUGGAAAACUCUGCCUUAGAUCCAAACGUGGUUAAUUUUCUACACUUCCAAAGACUUCAACUAUUCUUCCAAAACUACUACCAACAACUUAUGGGCCAACAAAUGCUAAUGCACCCAAAUCAACCCUUACCAGAAAUGCCUUCAGGAAUACCUUACCCAACAGAUCCUGCACUGCACAACGCCCUUCUCGAUAUGAAGAAUGCCAAAAGACCCUUGGUCGAAUCCGAAGGCCAAGAUUUACUACAAAAUUUUAAGAAAAUUAAACUAGAAAAAAUGUACGAUAAUAGAAACGAUUUAGGCAAACCUUUGAAUGGAAUUGAUCAACCAAUAAUUAACCCAGCGCUGAUGGAAUACCCACCAAAUUUUCCAAUGUUACCCAAUUUUUUAAAACAAGAACUACCUCCAAUGCCUGUACGGAUGCCUUGCUCUACAAAACAAAAUAGGAUAUUUAAGGACGAACCUGUACCUAAGGGUUAUCUAAAAUUCAAAUUCAACGAAGAUUGCAAUUUUAUGAACUGCGGGUACAGAAAUCAUCAGAGCCACUUCCACUGCAUCAGGAAUGACUGUUGCUACAGUUUUUGUGAUAAAACCAGAUUUGUUCAACAUUCAGCCAGGCACGAACGUUUGGACAAACUGAUGGGCGGAGAUUUCAAACAAUUUAGAGCAAAUAUGAGCUGCGAUUAUCAAGAUUGCGAAUACAAUAAGAACAUAGGGCCGAACAAUAAAUCAUCACAUUUCCACUGUCUGAGUUGCACAUUUGUUUGCUCCGAUACAAAUAAAGUUGUGGCUCAUAGACGUCAACAUAGUAAGAUGAACCAAAUAAAAAGUGCAGGAUUCGAAAAAUUCACACCAGGAAUGGAUUGUACACGAGGUGCAGGUGGAAAUGAUAAUUCUGAUGGAUCUCCCAAUGAAGGUUCGACCAGGGCCGAAUCGGGCAGUUGCGUCCACAAUAUGAAACAAACACAUUACCAUUGUCUGGUGUGCAAUUAUGCAGUUUUGGGCCUGGCGCAGAUGUCUGCACACAAAUUCAGGCACAUGGACUGA